This is a messenger RNA of Protopterus annectens (West African lungfish), 3634 nucleotides long. RefSeq names its product protein c-ets-1-B-like. Lineage: Eukaryota; Metazoa; Chordata; Ceratodontiformes; Protopteridae. The transcript is spliced from 8 exons. The record is from RefSeq and is a predicted model, not a curated record. Gene Ontology annotation, biological process: cell differentiation; regulation of transcription by RNA polymerase II. Gene Ontology annotation, cellular component: nucleus. Gene Ontology annotation, molecular function: DNA-binding transcription factor activity, RNA polymerase II-specific; sequence-specific DNA binding. Bases 249 to 1373 code for a protein of 374 amino acids.
GUUCUCUUCACGAAACUUAGCCCAACUAGUGGUUUUCUCCCAUCUAUAACUAUAACUUCUUUAAAAAGUUUUAAGUCGUUUUCCCUCAAUAACUAAAUAACGGAACACCUGCCAAAAUCCGUUAACUUUGCAGAGGAUUUUUGCCCAGCGGGAAACCGUCCAAAAGCCUCAGACCCACUGGUGUCAUUCUCGAUAUAAGGGAUCGUAGCAGUAUUUUGGUUACAAAAAAGGCCUGUGCUAUCUCUGAGAUGUCUGUGUAUCAGCCUAGCUUUUAUUGUGAGGAGUUAGAUAUGCAGAAGGUACCAAAUGGACUGGAUUACACAUCAUUAGAUUUUGGUGAAGAUACUUCCUUCCUUUGGGACGGUAAAGACCUUGCAGGAUCACAAAAUCUUUUAAGGAAUAUGAGAGGAUUUCGUAAAGAGCACCACUUAUUAAACACAAAGGGUGCACAGCAAAUGUCGGACAUUUCUGACCUUGAGAAUGUCAUACCUUACUCAGAGUCAUCUUAUUGGAAUCCAUACAAAAUGACUGAUAUCACAGAACAUAUACAGAGUGUGCCUUUAUCAAAUCCAUUGGAAUCUGAAGUACUGCCUCAGUCCUACCAAUCACUACAGCCUGUGUGUCCUCAGGAUCUACAGAAUGUAAAUGGACGUACAGACUAUAACAUCAGUGAACUGACCUGUCCUACUGGUAGGGUACGAUCUAGUCACAGAGCAACCUUAAUGCCUACAGACUAUUUCCUCCCACAGCAGCUAGAGCCUGGACUUGACACCUGCAGAGACAUCAUGCAACCAGCAGAACAGAUAUUCGGAGAAAAUGACUUCCACCACGCUCCAUAUGAGUACGAGCCCAGAGAGAAGGUGAGGCAGUGGUAUGAUGGCUACUUUUCGUGUGACUCGGGUAUUGAUGGAUGCACACUCGACAACUUCUACUCACUUAACAAAGAGAGGAAUUGUGUUAAAGCACACGGAACCAGUUCCACUGAAAAGAGCAAGGCUUUCAUUAACAGCAGUGGCAACUUGACUGCCGCUUAUACAGGUACUGGUCCCAUCCAACUGUGGCAGUUUCUUUUGGAGCUUUUACUUGAUAAAACAUGCCAAUCUUUCAUCAGCUGGACAGGGAAUGGUUGGGAAUUUAAACUGUCAGAUCCCAAUGAGGUGGCAAAACACUGGGGAAGGCGCAAAAAUAAACCCAAGAUGAACUAUGAGAAGCUUAGCCGUGCCCUGAGGUAUUACUAUCACAAGAACAUCAUUCACAAGACAGGAGGCAAACGCUAUGUCUACCGCUUUGUAUGCGAUGUGCAAAAUCUUUUAGGAAAAACAGCAGAAGAGCUACAUUUAGCCAUGAACAUUAAACCUCAGGAAAAGCAGUGAUUGUUUCUGUACUGGAAAUAGUGAGUGAAGGAACACAUUGCACAUGUGAGGAAAGGAUGGUACAGAAACAUAGUGAACUAGCAGUGUCUGUAUGUGGCACCAUGCAUUUCAUGAAGAACAUGCCAGACUGUGUAGAACCUGCAGACAAAAACAGUAAACUCAGGGACCUUCACAUGGAACCAAUAGCGCUUGCAGCAGUGAACAGUCAUAGAACGGAAGGGGACUUUCAGACUGUACUGCACAUCUGGUACUUGAGAAGGGCAGUUCUUCUUAGGUUUAUCUGGUCAGACUUUCGAGUCUAAAGAGAACACAAAACCCCAGUCUGAUACUGGGAGGAAAGACAAAUGUGUUCAUCUGCCUGUUAGACAGAAAUCAUUUGGUCAGAUAAUCUAACAUGGAGUAAUUUUUUUUUUUUUUUUUUUUUCAUGGGCCUACCACGUUCUAACGGGCUUCUAUGUAUGUAUGUUGCAAUUAAGCACUGUAGUUUUUGAACCACUGCUAUGAAAACCCUGACACUUUCUUCUGCUCCAUAGUUUUUUAAGUAAGCACCUUGCUGCCCAAUACUUGUUCAAAAUACCCUCUGUCUUCACCAUCACAAUGUAUAUCACCUAUAGCAGUAAGUAUAUUCUGCCAUUCAGUAAAGUUAUUUCUUCAGUCUGAGUACAAACACUGUCAAAAAAUGUGAAAAUGCUUUGCAAGUCUAAAUUUUAAAAUAAUGUGUUGUGAGUUUGUUAUGUUUACAUACUAUAGGAUAAUUAACACUAGACCUCUUUUCCUUACCAAGAAUGCUCACAGCAGAGUUUUUUUACCUCCAUCUUGCAAUUCUUAUAUGUACUGUCUGAAAUAUCCACCACAUGCUCUAUGCUUUUCAGUCUGAUGCUUAAAUGUAGUUGUCAGUUGAUGCAUAGGGUUAAGGCUGUGAGCUGUGGUUCCUGAGGUACAGUCUCUGAUUCCCUCAGCCUUCAUUUACCUACUGUGUUUCCUUGCAUGUCACUUAACUAGGCAGUGCUUUGGGGCAAUUGGGAAUUUGGGCUGGACUCCUCACUGGUCUCCUGCACUGCAAGCCUAGUUAACUACCUAUGAUACCAUUUUAUACAAGUCCCACAUAUAAUAAUUUAGUUUAAUGCAUUCCUUUGCCCACAUUAUAUGCACUAAUAGCUUACCUUGUUACCUAAUUUAUAAAGCUAAAGUAUGUUGGAUAUGCUAAAUACUUAAUCUUGCACAAUUUUUGAUAAGUACACUUACGUUAUAUGCAGCAGCAAGUUAUUAUUACAUGCUCGGUCAUUGCCCACUGAUCACAUGGUUCCUGUGUUGCUGUGAUUCCUGAAAAGCAGUUAGAUGAUGUGUGUCAUAGAUUUUCAGCUGAAUCUAUUCACUAUAGUUCGCACCAAUUUGACUCCCUUGAUAGUUUAAUCAGAUGUCCUUCAUGCCCGGUUUACAGUCCCUCACUGGUAAUGUACAUGUAGUGAAGUUUGUUGAACAUUCUGUAGACAUAGCCCGUGAGAUAUCUGUCUGCUUAGCUGAGCCAAAUACUGUUUGUUCAGCCAUGUUAAAAGUCUUCUGCAACUUGUUAUGACUAGGGGGUUGUUAGUGCCAAAUCUAGAGGGUGUGGGAAACCCAUAUUACAGUAUACAUAUAAUAAAAUAAUGUAUAUGCUUUGAAAACUAGUUUGAAAUGAUAAAUGGAUUUUACAAAACUGAAUGUAAUGUUUAAAGGGAAGCUUAUGUCUUAAAGUUUCAGAGGGUACAAAUAUUAAACAAUAUGGGGUAGGGUAACCUUUGCCAGAUGUUGUCGAUUUCUGGCUGUGACCUGGAAAAAUAUCCCCUAAGGGUUUUAUACCACAGGUAUUAUACAUUAAAAUACAUUUUAGAAUGAUCAGGUUCUUUGUGUAAAGAAAGUUUUCUUCAAUACUUGUUUUAACCAUUAUGCACUGAUUUACAUGAAUACCUUAUCAACAGGUUAUAUUCAGAAUGGUAAAUGUACAAACCACAAUUGUUUUCUGUAUACUGUAUGCCUGUGACACAUCAGAUUUACAUUCUCAUUGAUAAGUCUUUGGCACGUUGCUUAAUAUCUGACUUUGAGAGCAGCAAGCACUAAUCUAACUUUUUUAUUAACUUCCAUUUUUUGGGGGGAGGAAUAUGUAGCCAUAUACUUUUGUACAUUACCUUGAAUUUUGUAAAUAAAGCCAAGAAAACAUGCUUUUUUAUGUACUGUACAUUGUUAUAUUCCAAAUAAAAUAAAUAUCAUUUAUUCUUAAAAAA